This is a messenger RNA of Calypte anna (Anna's hummingbird), 1194 nucleotides long. RefSeq names its product retinol dehydrogenase 13. The record is from RefSeq and is a predicted model, not a curated record. Bases 99 to 1076 code for a protein of 325 amino acids. Lineage: Eukaryota; Metazoa; Chordata; Aves; Apodiformes; Trochilidae. The transcript is spliced from 6 exons.
GACUUUUCCUGCCGCGCACCCCAGGGCUCGGGGAGCAGUCGGGGCCCCGCCGUGCCAGCGCUGGGCAAAGGUCCUGAGCUGCUCUCCCGGCCCCAGCCAUGGAGCUGCCGGGCGUCUGCAGCCACCCGGGAUGGUUCCUGCUGACGCUGCUCCUGGGGCUGCUCCUCUGGGCCAGGAAGAGGCGCGCCUGGGACCCCCGCCAGUGUCCCACUGACCUGACCGGCAAGACUGUCAUUGUCACCGGAGCCAACAGCGGGAUCGGUAAGUGCGUGGCCCUGGAGCUGGCCCGCAGGAACGCCCGCACCAUCCUGGCCUGCCGGAGCCGAGAGCGGGGCCAGGCGGCGGUGGAGGAGAUCCGGGCGGCCACCGGUAACCCGGCCGUGGUGCUGCGGCUGCUGGACACCAGCUCGCUGGCCUCGGUGCGUGCCUUCACCCGGGACCUGCUGCGGGAGGAGAAGCGCCUGGACCUGCUGGUCAACAACGCUGCCGUCACCGGGCUGCCCUUCACCAUCACGCCGGAGGGGCUGGAGGAAACCUUCACCACCAACUACCUGGGGCCGUUCCUGCUCACCAACCUGCUGCUGGACCUCCUGAAGUCCUCGGCUCCCUCCCGCAUCGUCAACGUCUCCUCCUUCCGGCACAGCGCCGGUACCGCCGACCCGCGGUACCUGACCGGGCAGCGGCGGCUCAGCGGGCGGGACUCUGCCUACAGCAGCACCAAGCUGAUGAACCUGCUCUUCACUGCAGAGCUGGCACAGCGCCUGCAGGGCACAGGGGUGACGGCCAACGCGCUGAGCCCCGGCGUGGUGAGCACCGGCAUCAUGCGGCACUACGGCUGCGCCAUGCGGGCGCUCUUCGGCCUCGUCCGCCCCUUCAUCAAGUCUGCGGAGCAGGGCUCCGCCAGCACUCUGUACUGCGCCAUCGCGGAGGAGACCGCCGGCAUCACCGGGAAGUAUUUCGGCAGCGACUGCGGGCUGGUGCUGCCCUCGCCCGCCGCCCGCGACGCCGGACUGGCCCGCAAGCUCUGGGAGGAGUCGGAGAGGCUGACGGGGCUGGGCCGGGGUCCUCGGCAGUGACAGCCGCCCCGCGGGCUGCGGGCAGGGGGGCGGCAGGGCUGGCACCGACGGGACGGGGCAGACGGUACCGCCCGCGGUACGAAUCUUUAUUAAAGAGCCCCGGGCUACUCCCAGGAGA